UUCUCUCUCAGGAAAGGUGUUAUUUUCAAGCGGCAUCGUUUCAAGAGCUGUUGUGUUCUAGAUGUUUUCCAUGUGCUUCAUCUGUACCUUGUCACUGAUACUGAGAGCUUCCUUGCAUUCCCGGAGCGAUUGCAAGCUUUCAUGGACAUGUGCCAGAUUUCCCUUCAGGAUGAGGACGACGGAGAUGAGAACCAUUUGUUUGCCGCAAAAUUGAUGGAAUGUAUUCUUCUUCAAUGUGGAGGUCCUGCUGCUCAGAUGAUUUCUCAAGCCAUACCCACGAUGCUUAUGUUGGUACUUCGACGCCUCACACAACCGAUUGGAGAAGGCCUCACUGAAUUGAAACCUCUCCUUCUCCUUGUAGUCGUUGCUGCCUUGUACACGUCUCAUGAGAUAGCCCUACGUGCUCUAGCUGAAAUUGCACCGGAUCACCCAAAUCCUCUUGAUUACGUUUGCGAUGAGCUACUCGCUUGUUCUAAGGACAUCAAAGGUGUCCACAACAGGAAAAUGGCAUUGUUUGGAAUUUGUGCCUUCUUCAACCUACCCAGGGAAUCAAGGCCGAGUACAAUCAACACAAAUCCUCAAAAGGUGAUUGACGUUGCCAUUUCACUUUUCGACAAUCUUCAACGAACUUUGAAGGCUCAAGCUGAGAAUCGAAACGAGGACGACUCUGAUUCAGAUUCAGAUGAGGAAAGCGAUGAUGAUGUGGAUACUACAAAAAAGAAGAAAAGCCUAAACCGCCGAAAGCUUCCGGAGCACCUAUCAGACGACGAUGAUGAAAUCGACGAGCUGACCUUUGACUACAUCGAUGCCAUGUCGAAGGACAUCAAGACCUUUACUGGUGGUAACUUUGAUGAGGAUGGCAGUGGCGAGAGCGGAGAUGGAACGUCACUUUGCGAAGAAACGGAUACUGAGCAAUUCAAGAUUGCCUUUGAUGAAGAUACGGCUCCAGAUGUGUUCGUAUACUUUAAAAACACCAUGGAAAAAUUCGAGCAGGCUGAGCCGGAAAUCUUCCAAAACAUGGUUCAUAACUUGACUCCUCAGCAGUCUACUGCUCUUAAAGAGCUCAUUACCGUAUGU
Messenger RNA from Ostertagia ostertagi, 1077 nucleotides. NCBI's taxonomy places the organism in Eukaryota, Metazoa, Nematoda, Chromadorea, Rhabditida, Trichostrongylidae. The record is from the annotation of a GenBank genome assembly.